AACCCCGCCUGGCUCGGCCAGAAUUUCCUCGGCUUUGCUGAAAGGCUGAAGAAUGUCUUCCGCUAACUACAUCCAGAUGUGCCUGCCUGGCAGCUCGCUGCCGGGACGGUACCGAGGGGACGCGGGAUCCGCGCUAUCGAAUGGGAUCUGAAGGACUGAUCGAAUGAGACAGAAAAUCUCCGGGAAGAGCAUGGACGCUUGGGCCAGACAGCUCAGCCACAGCUUUUAGCAGCCCCAGGAAAACCGCAGGGACAAUGAGAGUUCAUCUCAAAGGGGAUGCGAUCUGUACCCUUUUCCUGGUGGUAGCGCUUUGCUCGGUGCUCUACACCCAGCUGGAUUAUUUAGCCCCCAAAGGGGACAAGGAGCUGACACAGAAGAAGCCUUCAGGAACACAGAGAAUAUUCCCUGACCCCAGAGCACCUGGGAGACCCACACCGACUGAGGCAACAGCACCCAGACCCCCAUUAGUUCAUAUCACUAGACGAACAGAAGUGGCUAAUGGCAGGGUCCAAACUGCAACUCCAGCCCCAUCCACUGAUUCUGCCUUCAAUUUCAAGCGUUACCUCCUAAACAAGGACAACAGAAACUUCAACCUCCUCAUUAACCAGCCCAAGAAAUGCAGGAGAAUACCUGGAGGCCCCUUUCUGCUCAUUGCUAUCAAAUCAGUAGUGGAAGACUUUGACAGACGGGAGAUUGUCCGGAAAACCUGGGGCAGGGAGGGUUUGGUGAAUGGGGAGCAGAUUCAGAGAGUGUUCCUCCUGGGGACACCAAAGAAUAGGACAUCGCUGGCAACGUGGGAGACCCUGAUGCAGCAGGAGAGUCAGGCGUACCGGGACAUUUUGCUCUGGGAUUUCAUGGACACUUUCUUCAACCUGACCCUGAAGGAGAUCCACUUCCUGAACUGGGCCGCUGAAUUCUGCCACAACGUGAAAUUCAUUUUUAAAGGUGAUGCUGAUGUUUUUGUCAACAUCGAGAACAUCGUUGACUUCCUUGAGAGACACAACCCCACCGAGGACCUCUUCGUUGGGGACAUCAUCUACAAUGCCCGUCCCAUCCGCACCAGGAAGAGUAAAUACUACAUUCCAGAGACCAUGUAUGGCCUCAGCAUCUACCCAGCCUAUGCAGGAGGAGGAGGCUUCCUGCUGUCCAGCUGCACUAUGAGGAAGCUGUCCAGGGCUUGUGGAGAGGUAGAACUCUUCCCCAUCGAUGACGUUUUUCUGGGCAUGUGCUUACAGAGAAUCAGCCUCAAACCCAUUUUGCAUGAAGGAUUCAAGACCUUUGGUAUUGUCAAGCCUUCUGCAGCCCCACACCUACAAACAUUUGACCCCUGUUUUUACAAGGAUUUGAUGGUAGUUCACAGUCUGAAAGUUGCUGAGAUCUGGCUCAUGUGGAACCUGCUCCACAGCCCAAGGCUUUCCUGUACUCAGAAGAGGCAAGUGAAGAAGCCUUUCCAAUGGAAAAGGAAAGCACAGAUUGCAACACAGGCAUCACCUCUCAGUUAAUGCAGGCAGACCAGCAGCAGAAAAGUGUCAAACCAGCUGAGAAAGGGAACCUGGAGGGCUUGCAACCAAAUGAAUAGAUUUUAGGAGUAUCUUAGUGCAGCCUAUUUACAGGACAACAAACUCUGGCAGGAAUUUGCCAGAAUUCCACAUUUGUUCACACAUACCACAUAGAUCCUUCUCCAUUAACGUGCCCAAACACUCAUAACCAUAUGUUUAAUUUAUUAUUAUUUAUUAGAAUUACAGUAGUGCUUAGCAGACCAGUGUGCACAGAGAUUGCAAAAUGCCAUCCUCGGAGAUUUUUCAGCAUUGUUAAGAGAUGUGCAAAAUGGAAGGAGGAUGAGGGAAAGAGAUGAAGCCGAGCAGCACAGAGAUCACUGUCAGCGUGUUACCUUGAUUAGGGCUGGAGUUAUUCAGACUCAAUAAGAAACAAACUACAUGGUUAACUAGAGUUAAGGAAAUCAGCUGUCCUCAGGGGGUGCUCAGAUGAAAUUAUCACUGCCUGAUUGGCUUUCUGUAAGCCCCAGGAAAGAACAGCUAUUGAGUUGAUGCAGACAGCAUGGACUAGAAGAAAAUAAGCUUGGAGUGACAAGGCCAGUUGAGCAGAAGACAGAUGGGUAAAUAACUGGGAAGGGAUGGAUUUACAAAGCAUUCUUCGCAACAGCAUGAGCUCAAAUUCAUGCUCCACUGACACUGUCAGGACUCAGAGGACCAUCUUUUGGCACUUGAGGGAGAUCAGACUUUCUACACUGUGCUGACUGGCACUCUGUGAAAACUCAUAGCUUUCUAGCAGCACUCGAAAGCUUGCAUCUGGAGAGAUCCUUUUGCUUGUGAGGGUGAAAACACACAGAGCUGCUGCUUGCAUCACUUUUGAGAGCUUCUUCAAACCAAAGGAAAUCUUGUCAAUGGACUGGGCUGGCUUCUCUGGACCUCAGUGCUCUUCCUGGCAUACUGUCAACUGCAAAGAGCAGCCAGGACUUUCAGCAUUGCUGUGAGUGUCAUGUGAAGGGAGAAAGCAGUCUUCAGACAAAAGGGCUUCAGAAUAAAAGCCUUUCUAAACUUCUGGGGAGAAAAAGUCCACCAGUAUUCUUCCUCUUGGUAAAGGAUUUUCCAUGUUUCAGUUAAUCUAUAACUUUGUAAGUAUUUUAAAUAUCAGACAAGAACACUAGGCUGCUUAGCCUUUCAAAGAACAGUCAGUAGUUCAAAGCAGUUUGUUUUUCUAGCAGCAGAUUACCAUGACAGAACAUCCCUUCCUUGGAUAUCAAACAGUACAUCUCUCAGAACCGAGGUUAAAAAUCUGGAUUCCUCUCUGAAGCUGUAUUUGCUAUUCCUUCUGUAAUUUCUUCUCCCUCAACAACCCCCCCCCAUCCCUCAGAGAACUCCAGAUGCCAUCCCCCACCAGGAGGGCACAUCCACACAGCCAGGAAAUGGAAUCAGUCGUAAAUCUCCAGGAAGCGGCUUUAAUUUCAUCAGAGCCUGCAGUACAGAUGCAGUCAGACCUGGGCACAUCCUUCCUCCCAUCUGGCUGUAGGCUGGCUUCGUUCUUGUAUCACUGGGCAGCUGUGAAGGAAAACACACUGGUCAUACCUACCGAUAUUUGUAACGUCUUACAUGUUACCUUCAUCUUCAGAGUUCAAGCCUUACAAUAAUGUAUUUCCAGGGAAAGGUCGUCUGCAGGAAUCAAAGGGCCAUGAGCAGAAUAAGGGUAUUUUCAGGAAAGAUCCUGAAAUGCAGCAUUCUCACAUGGGCUGCACGAGGAGUAAUAUGUGGGAAGGAGCCAGAGCUUCACUGGUGAGUGAAUGCCAGGUGUACCCCUCUGUACCGUGUGCGAUACGUACGGAAUUAGGAGUUGUAGAGAAACGUGUUACCUGUGUUUAGUUUACAGCCUGGGAAAUUCCUUAUAGCAUGAUUAAAGAACAGCAUGCCUCCAGUUGUCAGAGUGAGUCUAUUGAGUACAUCUCCACACACAAUCAACCAACACCAAGUCUUUUUCACCAAGGCAGCAACGUGAAAGCACAGCAUUCAUUGUUUUGGACAACUUGGUAAGUCUUUCCUUAUGCUGGACUUCACUUAAUGUAGAAAAAUAAACACAGCUUACCUCGUGACUGCAAAGCAGCCAGUCAGCUUCAGCAGUCCUUAUUAAGGUCUUCCUUUUGAGCUUGGAGAUGCAGUAACGUUUGGCUCCUUCCUCUGUAAUGUCUUCAGAUCCACAGCAUGCACACAACACAGCACCAAUAAGCACAUUUUGUCCCAGAUCGAAGCAGCAGUUUAACACAGCACUUCAGUGGCUGGCAGCCCUGCCCAGGGCAAGGGGGCUGGAACUCCAGGACAUCCAAGGUCUCUUCCAACCCCUCCCAUUCUGCAGUUCUGUGAGCCACCUGCGCUGGCACACACCUGGUGGCUGGCAGAAACAGACCUAGGGCAGGCUGCUCACUGCAUUGCCUCUGUCUGUAGAACAGCUUAUAUCUUUGUCCAAUGAACGUAAAUCUGAUGUUACUGACGAAAGGUACAUCUGCUUCUGUUUUUGCCAGUCUUUGCUGCAAGGCCUGUUUAACCCCGUUUAAAAGUUUCCAUUUGCUUCUGCAGUGGAGCUGGAAGUUUACAGACCCCAAAUGCCAGCAUAAGUAAUGUGUUGAGGAAAUACCAGAGGGCAGAGCUGUACCCACUGCAGUUUAUUAAACUCUGCUUACUGCCACUGCAGGCAAAAAGCCUUUGACUAGAGAGCUUCUCUUUCAGGUAGCCCUAAAAUCUUAGGUGUGUAUGAGAAUGAGGAGGAAAGAUCCUCUGCUGAACUCCUUUUGAACAGAGCUCUGAGGUGUGGACCCUCAGCUCCGAAUGCUCCCGUGGAGCUUGUUAGGGAAAUGCAGAGCAUGCAGAAGAUUAUCUUACAGGGACAGAUCAGUUAUCUUCCUUGUAGGCAGAGAUUGCAAGUUGCAUAAAAAGAACAUUGCUGUGUGCUUUGCAUCAGGAAGGGAAAACUGGGAUACUUACAGCAACGACAGUGCUAAAGAUAGACUAGACAGGCUCAAGGAGGAAACACCUUUAAAAUCUUACACUUGACCCAAUUUUUUGGCAGCAUUGAUCAUGGGGGGAAUACUGAAAUGCUGCUCUGAAAUGGAGCUGUUAUAUCCAGGUGCUCAGACACAAACUUCAGUACCUAAUUUCAGCUGCAGCAAUGGAACCAGCUAUGCCUUUCCUAUGAAGAGCCUGACUUUCCACACAAACCUUUUUGCCUGCAAGGAGAGCACAAAGACCCAUUAACUCCUGCACUAAGUGCACCAAAAGCAGGCAGCGAUCAUCCUGCUUUACCUCUCUAAGCACAGCAAAAUUUGCAGAAUAAACAUAGAUCUCAUCAACUCAAGUUCUGCAAAGCCUCCUGACACCUCCCGGAAACCCAGAACGGUCCAUUUCAGAAGGAAAUUUGGGGCAGGUUUAUGAAGUGGCUAAUUCAUUGCACCAGGUGGGGCACCACGUAAAGCCUUGCUUGGCAGUUCUGUUCAUUACCACAACCCACGACGAGAAAAGAAAACACAAAAAAGUCCUCUGCAGGCACCACCAGUAGCAACCAAAGCAGGCAGACUCCCUCGGGGCAGACAAAUAUCCGAAGCUAACACAGCACAGUAGGUUUUAUUGAAACCUAGAGACCCGCACACAGUCAUUUUUUUCCUACUGUACAUGAGCAGCCAGAUUUGGUCAUUAUAAGGAGCAAAGCUGGCUUGAGCCUCACAUUCAGCACCUCUGAACACAUCUCUGAAGGCAUAAACUGGUAGGGAAUGCCAAGAUCUGUCAUUAGGUCAGGCCACUGCUGGCUUAGACACCAUAAAAAAGAAAGCCAGGGACAUCUCUGAAGGAAUGGAGUGUUAAAAUACCAUGCUUCCUGCCUGCAGCUUAAUUAUUCAUCUUGCAGCGGGUUCUCAGAAGCAAAGCCCAACUGCAACAUCAAGCAGCAAAAAAAAAAAACCAAACAUCUCAGAGCUAAAUGCUAAAUGUGAGAACCAAGAACACUGUCCAGAGAGCACUGAGAGACCUGCAGGCUCGGGAGAUGAAGAAUGUCCAUCUGAAGAACUGCUGCACCUGUGGGUUGUAUCCUCCAGCUGGAGCUGCAGGUCUCGGCAGCCCUGAAAAUCAGCCCCAUGCAUUUCCCUAAGGAUGCUGCUAACCCCACUGACAUUGGUCAAAACCAGUGAACUUCCAAAUUCAGUCUCCCAUGAUUUUUUCAGCCUUACAGAAAUCUGAAUUGAAGAAUGAGAGGGAAAACUAAAACCCAAAGCAUGAGUGCAUCUGAGUCCCUCCAAAGGCCGAAGCAGCUCCCCACCAGUGCUGGCCAUCCCGAGGCUCUCCUGCAGCUCGCCCAAACCAACUGUGGUGAAGAGGGAACUAAGAGAUUUGGGCUGCUUUGAUUAUUUACUUGAUGGGAAUGCGUAUUUGUAGUCAUGACGGGGUUGUUUUUUUGGUGUGUGUGUGUGAGACUGGUAUUAAAAAUAAACAUUCUCUGAUGAGCAUUAAUAAUAGAAUUGAAGGUUAAGCAUUAGCAGGAAUCUGUUACAUAGGUCUGAAAUAUUAAGACACUUAAAACCUGCUUCCAAGACUGCUAUACGUAUACUUUAA
Messenger RNA from Centrocercus urophasianus (Greater sage-grouse), 6107 nucleotides. It is a transcript of the gene B3GNT9, whose product is annotated as UDP-GlcNAc:betaGal beta-1,3-N-acetylglucosaminyltransferase 9. The record is from RefSeq and is a predicted model, not a curated record. The transcript is spliced from 3 exons. Gene Ontology annotation, molecular function: hexosyltransferase activity. Bases 255 to 1502 code for a protein of 415 amino acids. Gene Ontology annotation, cellular component: membrane. Lineage: Eukaryota; Metazoa; Chordata; Aves; Galliformes; Phasianidae.